Molecule: messenger RNA, 885 nt
Organism: Symbiodinium natans
Lineage: Eukaryota; Dinophyceae; Suessiales; Symbiodiniaceae
Source: the annotation of a GenBank genome assembly
AUGAAGCUCCAAGUAGGUGCUGCGCUGGCAACCUUUAACCUUCUUGCGCAUUACAGCCACUCUUACAUCGAACUCACGGAAAGGCGCGGAGAUCUGCACCCACCACCCUCAGCACCUGGCCUGGACGUGGAAGAUGUGGAAGAGUGGCUUGGCCACUCACCCUUUUUUCCACUUCUGGGGCCGCCGCCCCUGGAAGUGACAGACGAGGAGGCGGAGUUUGAGGCGGGCUGGGAAGCACUGCGCGACCUCCUCGACUCCGUUUCUGCUCGCGGCUACGCCGGGGCGUUGUGGGACCUCGAUGGUGGUGCUGCUGACGAUGGCGAGGGCAAGAAAAUGUGGGCAUCGUUUACAAAGACGAGGGCAGCGAGAAAGCGGGGCGGCCACGCGAGCUUGAUCCGGCACGUCGCACUCACCUGUGUCGAUGAGGCUGACGGGGAGGUGCAGAUAGAUGCCAAGGACCACAGCUACUACGAUGUCGAUUGGAAUUCCGGCACAGUUUGGGCGGGGGUGCACAAGCUUGGGAGCGGGUCCAUCGUGCACCUCGUGGGGAACAUGUCUGCACCAUGGCUGGUGGAUGGGUGGAUGCGGACAAGCCAGACUACAAGUUUCACUGUGGAGGAGCUGGGGGCCGCUGAAGGUGACUCUCAGGAACUGGAAUUCGGGGGUGUUGCAAUAGAGUGGGUGCGGGAAAGACGUGUGAGUGCAAAACGCAUGCGACAGACCUGCGAUGCCAAAGUGCGCCAACUUAACUUCGCCAACUUCAAUGUAGGUGACCAAAACUUGGAGACUGUGGAUAGCGCGACGAGUGAAUACGAUGUGGUCAUUGUGCAGGAGGUUGCCAGGGGUGAGCCGGGAUGGGGGCAGGUGGAUAUUUUCAUUGGGUAG